Molecule: messenger RNA, 1159 nt
Organism: Mya arenaria
Lineage: Eukaryota; Metazoa; Mollusca; Bivalvia; Myida; Myidae
Exons: 4
Coding region: 62-1045 (327 amino acids)
Source: RefSeq, a predicted model, not a curated record
CUUUGCCUACGCGCCAUUUCUGCCAAAUAGCGGUGCUGGAUCCGGUUUAUUUGGAUCAGGAAUGGGUUUAGCUGGUUUUGGUGGACCCAGCCUUGGCGGUCAAGGAGCAGGUAGACCAGGCAGUUCUGGUUCCUACGGCUCAAGUAGUAACACAGGUAUCGCAGGUAUUGCAGGUUUAAGCAGCGGUCUUCGAAUGCGCCCGCGAAACGGAAAUGGUGGUGCCCUCAUCAACAUUGGACCAAAUGUUGUUGAUUUCGUCCCUUUGUCCACGUCUUCAUUCAGUCUCUUCCCUAGUCGCCCCAAUACGAUCCCAGUUAACGGCAUGGUUGCUGGUGGCAUUAACACGAACACCGGUGGUAUAGGCGCAAAUGGCAUAAACGCGAACGCCGGUGCUAUGGGCGCAGGUGGCAUGAACGUGAACGCCGUUGGUAUUGGCGCUGGAAGUAUGAAUGGAAACGGAGGUGCAGGAGCCGCUGCGGGAGCGGGUAUGGGCAGCAUGAACGCCGCUGCCGUGAACGCUGCUAUGAACGCAGGAGGUAAGAGCGGUCUUGCAGUAGGGAUGAACACAGGAACUGCAUUGAAUGCCGGAAAUACUGGUAUUAGUGCUAACAUGGCUGCUGUUGAUAUGGGUGCUGCGAUAGUCUCUAUGAAUUCCAUGGCCGGAGCUGGAAGGAACGCUGGCAUGAACGACGUUAUGAACGGUGGCAGGAGCUCGGCCAUUGGAGGAGGAAUAAACGACAGCGGUAUGAGAGCCAUCGGAGCUGGUAUAGGCGGUGGUAAUGCUGGCGUUGGUGGUUCAACUGGCGAAGUGAACGCAGCGAUGGUGUCUGUGGCCAUGGUGCCGUCGGCUGGUACCGGAAAUGCCGGUCAAAUGAAUUUAGGUGGCAGGGGAGAUGCCAUCAGCACCGGCAUCGCAGGGUUCGGGAUGCAGGGCCUCACUCACAUUGGAAACGGAUGUUACAUCGACGAAGCUGGCGACAUUGUGAAGCUUGGUUCGGGAGCAGCAGGAGUGGCGGGGGCCGGAAACAGCGGUUACGGCCGCUAGGCUGGAAACAUGGAAACUCUGGGCUCAAAAUCCGGCAUAUUUAUUGACCCCGGUAAAAAGGACUACAGCUUCUGCCAAUCAGCGCUUGUCCUACAGUCCAGUGUACAAUGUUUC